This is a messenger RNA of Paramisgurnus dabryanus, 754 nucleotides long. RefSeq lists its product as uncharacterized. The record is from RefSeq and is a predicted model, not a curated record. NCBI's taxonomy places the organism in Eukaryota, Metazoa, Chordata, Actinopteri, Cypriniformes, Cobitidae.
GUUUGUGUGAAAUGUCUCUCACUUUGGUCUCAAGUAAAGAUGUAUCGCAGUUCUUUGUGAAAGAAACAAGAAACCUUCAUGCAAAAGCAAGAGAUCAACAUGAAGAUCUUUCAGCUUCUAAUCUAUCUGUUCAUAUCGUGUCAAACGGCAGAGACUUUGGAUCAACUAACAGAUUUGGGACAAAAUGUGACUAUAAACUGUGAUCUGGACUCAAAUGAAGUUUAUUGGAUUUUACUGAAACAAUCAGAUUCUCAUACAGUGAUACUGCGUUCAUUCUCAAAAUCAGCCCAUUACUUUAAUAAAACAUUUAAAAAGAAAUAUUCAGUACAAUCUAAACACCGUCUGGUGAUAUAUAAUAUUACUGUAGAUGAGUUAGGAGUUUAUUACUGUAUGAACAAAGAUACACCUCCAAAACUCAGUACCAGCACAAGACUGCACAUCAUUAAGCCGACUGAACUCACAAAGUUCUCAUUGUAUCUGAAUGAGACUUUAGUGAAGUGUAUUCAACACAAUGAGACACAAUGGCACUUUAUCAUCAUUAUAUCUGCGCUACUAAACGCUCUGAUCAUUGUCAUCACUGUAGUUAGUUGUUACUCUAAAGAAAGAUUAAAGCUUCAGGAUACAGAUCUACAGCAGACUAAACACGUCUAUCUAAAACAACACGAAGAGAUGAGCCGAGUACAGUACACUGCAGUGAGAUUUUCAACAUGUGAGGAGUCUGAAGACACUCGAGUCAUCUGAACCUCUGCUCUUC